CUUGCUUCCCCUUCAGUCCUCACCGGGACACAGACAAAGUUACGCACUCGGAGAAAGGUCAAUCGGUCGGCUGCUCCGCUUGUCGAGUACCGGAGUUCUCGUUAACCGCUCGGUCCGGUAACCAGGUGGAAAAUUUUUCAUUGUUCUCGCGUCGCGACACAACUUCGACCGACAUCUUCGAUUAAUCUCAUUUUUUUUUAUUAUUUUUUUGUUUUGUUUUCGUUAUCAUCUGUCCGGUCGCCGAUCCGCAUCAGUUGACGAAUCUCGCGAGCACCUUAUCCUGUUCGGGAGCGAGUCGCGACAGACCGGCUGACGCGUCGGUAAAUCGGGUCCCAGUUCGGGCAAGGUGGAUUCGAGGUGUGCAGACAGGUUCCCAGUUCCCUUCACGGUUUUGGUACUCAUGUAACGGGCUACGCAGCCAUCCGGGCCGCUUUACACGAGACUGCACGUCUCCGGGUAAUAUCGUGCCGCAGCUACGUGCGACCGGGAAACAGAUGGGUGAAGACAUGUGGAGGCUUUGGUUCACGAAACUGCUACUCCUCGCGGCUCUGCUGCUAGCCGCGGCUCCAGGAUCGCUGUCAGAGGAUGCGGAAUCGUUAGCAGAUAUUGGCGUGCCAAGGCUGGAAAGGGACCUGCAAGGGGUGACCACGGUUCUCCUAGUCACGGCCAGACCCGGCAAGUCGGUCCCGCCGGUCGGCCUGCUCACGAAAACCGCGAGAACGUUCGUGCAGGACGGUGCCAGCACGGAGUUCGCUACCCAGGUGCUCGGCACCACCCUCGACAAUGGUCGCCUGUACGCUAGAAUCUUGUCCACGUCGAGUAGGGUCUUCUACGACAAAGAACCAGCGCCGGAUACGCCGAGACCCUACGUGGUAUACCCGUCGAGAGCGCCUGACGACGAUUGGCAGUUCAGAGUGGCUCUCGACAACGCGCCCGUGAAGGUCCUCAAGGAGAUAGAGACGUCGAACGCCGCGGACUCCGAACAGAAAUCCGAGCAUCAAGAGGACAACGAGAAAGCUGCGACGAAGCUGGACGAGAUGUCCAGGGAGAACGACAUCUUCAGCAGACGGGAACUGAGCCCCGAACCUCAGCGAUUCAAGCCAGCGAAGGUUAGGACCGCUGAUAAUUUACCGACGUUCACGGUCAAGCACGAAUACGUGACCAGCAGCUUCGACAGUCCAGAAGACGAUCAGCCGAAGAAUUUCAGGCCUCGGUUGCCGAAGAUCUUCAAACCCCAGCCGAAAGUUGGUAUGCAGAAGAAGGUUGAUGCGAAGCCUUUGGCUACCGUGACCUACCAUGGUUUCGCCGAUUUCACUACCACCGUGGGCGAGACUGUCAUUGUCUUCUCUCCGAGCACUUCGCCGGCUCCCGUUGGACGUCCUGCUACUACGAUCAAGGGAGACGCGACUUUAAGGCCCGACGACGGCGUUGCUGUGCUCAAGGUGAGGCCCACCAGCGUCGUCUCGGCACCGAAGAAAACCGCUCAGCAUCCCGAUCUCGAGCAGCAGCCUGUUUUGAAAGCCGGGUCCGGCGAUCCUCUUUUGGAUGUCAUUAACGGUGCUAACAUCCAACCGAGCAUGACCGAGGAUUUCGAGAUGGAGUCGUCUACCUUGUCCACCGAGCCUCUUCUUCUGAUCCCCGACGUGGACACGAAAUCCCUGAAAGCUACUGGGCUGCUCAAAGUUGUAGACUCAACGACGUCUAUGGAUGGCACCACUACCCAUUACAAGAGCAUGAUUUAUGGCACAUAUAUUGGAACCGAUUACGCGCAGAUCAUUCACACUUCCUCGAACGUUUACUUCUUCCCUGACGAAGCUACUGUCACGUACGACGCUGACGAUACCACCGUUGAUUACGGAACGACCGUCGUAGAAGGGACCGAACCUGAGCAGGAAACUACCUUUGACGCGCCAAUUGGCACUACGCCUAGAGCGAUCCCCACUGGCGAAGAAACCCCGCAGGAGAUGAACGAACUGACUACUCCGCUCAGAGACACCACCGACAGUGUGUUGACCACCCUGAAGGACAUCUUGGAGAGCGCUAGGAGGGUCUUGGAGACCACCGAGUCAGCUAGGCCUUCGUUGGAAGACGACAUUCCGAAUGACAUUGUUCCGGGUGAUCCUCAAGGAAGAAGCAUCAAAGGUGACACAUCUAAGAACGAUAUCGGACCGAAGCACAGGAAUAAGUUCGAGGAUCAGGAAGAAAAGGCGAUUCUGGCUACCAGACUCCUGCCAUCCACGGUGUACAAGACGUUCACCUACUUCACGACGUUCUUUAUUCCCGAUGGCGCGCAAACUACCACUUCGGUGCGUUCCAGGGAAGUGGUUUCCUCGGAAGUCACUUAUCUGACAGAGCUGAUCGCAGCUAACGCGACUGCCGCUCCAAUUCUUCCGACUGCAGUCUUGGCCCAGCCAAUGGCAACUCAGACGACCUCGAGUUUGAUCAUGGAGGAGGAGCAGACCACCAAGCAGGACGAAGAAAUAGAGCUGAUAUUUAAGACACUGUAUACGACUUACACGUAUCUUACGACUUAUUUCCAAGAGAACACGUCGAGUGUCUCCAGCCGAGAGGUUGUAGAGACGAACGUCGUCACUCAGACCGUUGGACCUAAAGGAGUAUCUGCUGUGGUCGCAGAUUUAUUCGAGAAAGAUCAGUCCGUUUAUAUAGCUCCAACUAAGAUCGUGGACACUAUCGAGCCCUCCGUGUUCCCUCAAUUCAACGAGAAAGAAACCGAGAAAUAUCCGACGACGUUGGAGCAAACGACAGAGGAUACUCUGACAACUAUUCAGGAUCAAGACACUACUACCGAUCAGAAUAUUCCUACCGAACCGGGAACAACCACCGAGGAUUUCACCGAGGACACUUCAGAAACGGUGCCAAACAUCGAACCGAGUCCGACUCCAGCGUUGCCAACGGAGGCUGUCAAAGAGCAGACCAAGACCUACUACACGACGUACACUUACUUCACUACCAUCUUCGUCGACGAUGAGACGGAAAUCGAGACCAGAACCGAGGUGUUCACUAACGUCGUCACCGAGACGAUUCAACCGACAGCUGUCUUACCAACUACGCAAGAGACCCAGGCUCCUACCACGCCGAAAGAGGAACCAGCGAAGCCGGCAGUUCCUCCAGAGAUCCUGGCAUAUCUGGAAGCUCUCCAGAGGCAGAAGUCUCAAGAAGAAGCGCUCCAACUGGCAAAGAAGGUGAAAGAGCAGGCAGCAACUCAGCCUGGCGACAGUCCAAUCGUGAACGAAGCCAACACAGAAACCACGGAAUUCUCGACCACGGUGGAGGAUCAGCCAGCAGUUGAUAAUCACUUCCGUGGUUUCGAGGUCAAUGCCCAGGUGACUCCCAAUCCACCUGUCGAUGGCGAGGUCCUUGGGUCUAUGAUCACCGACGUGGUGUCUUCUUCUAGCUCCGGCGGCGGCACAGUUCUGGAUUUGAUGGAUAAGAGAAACGCGGUUCCGGAAGAUCAAGAAUUAUCGGAGUCUAACCAUCACGACGUCGAACCUGCGCCAACUCUGCUCCUCCAAACGAGUUACACUACCUUCACGUACUUCACGACCAUGUACAAGGGUGACGAAUCGAACGUUGUCAGUCGCCUCGAGACUGUGACCAACGUCGUCACGGAGACUAUCAGGCCAACCGCUGUAGCGCCUAUGGAAACCAGCACCGUGCCAGUUACUUACUUCACAACGUUCACUUAUUGGACGACGUUCUACAAAGGUGGUGACACCGUUACCACGAGUCGCGAGGAGACUGUCAGCAACGUGGUGACUCCGGGUGUUACGCCAACGCCCACGGUGGAGCUUGGUGUUGUUAUGACGUACAGGCCAUCUACGGGAUCCACCGAAGAUAGUCCUGUCGUUGAAGGGGAGUCCAAGAUAACCGCUGACAAUGAAGUCACGCCAUCGGAUGUCGUUCCACUUGAAAACUCCAGGUCGGAGCCGGCUGAGAAAACGACCGUCAAGGACGUCACCGAUCCUCCCGUGGUACCCAUUGUUCCGGAGUCUUCUACCAUUUCGCCCGAGCCGACCACGUAUUAUACUACUUACACUUACUUCACGACCUCGUACAUCGGCAACGAGACUAUACUGAACAGCAGAUUGGAGACUGUUACCAGUGUUUCCACGCCUGAUGUUGUUGCUACGCAACCAGCAGCUACUGGCAGAGCGAUCGACGGGCCGGUGUAUCAACAGAGCAUUCCAACCGUCGAUAAGCCUGUGACACCGUCGAAAACCAGCGAAUCACCCAAGAUAGGUUUGAUUUCGACUAUCAGGUCCAGUCAAGUGAACGACGGAACCACGACUCACUAUAUGACGGAUGUGCAUGGCACGUACAUAGACGGACUGUACGCUCAGAUUGUCCAGAGUUCAACUUCGGUGGAAACGCCACCGUUGCCAUCGUCGUCUAUCGCUACUCCUGUCCUCCCGACCGGUGUUCUGUCGAUGAACAAAGGCAGCGUGGUGGACGCCGACGAAGUGACCACGAUUUACUUCACCACCAAACAGAUCGGCACCUUGUUCGAUGGCUUGUACGCCAAGGUGAUCGAGAGUACCUCCAGUACGAAAAUCAACGAGGAGAGGAAGGCAACCAUUCCGCCUACUCAGGGUCACAGAACCGGGCUGGUGAGGCUGAUACACGGUCAGAUCGAGAACAACGGAACGACCACGUUCUACCAAUCGAAAGUAAUUGGUACCAGCAUCGAAGGCAGGUACGCCCAGAUCAUCGAAAGCACUUCCAGUUUCUCUUCGGCAACGCCGACCUUGAACAUCGCUCCAACGUCAACGCAACCGCCCACGAAGCCGACAGAGGUUCCGGAGAUAUCUCCUUCGCCGGCUGUGAUUCAGUCUUCGCUGUCCGAAGACCCUACGACGGAAUCUCCUGAUCAGGACGAAGACUCCGAACAGAACGAUGAGAACGAAGAGGACGACGAAGAUGGCAAGGACGGGCAGAGUUCGAAAAAGAAGUCUCGAUUGACUUUCUCCACUAGGAAAAGGUCGUUUACGCCGGCGAUCAGACCAUUCUCCUCCAGGAACAGGCCGACGUUCAAUCCGAAACGGAAGGGUGCACAAGGUGCUACCACGAUUACCCGAACGGACAUAACUCCGACCAUAACGGCCACUUUAGCUGGCAAAGGCAACAGAUUUGCAUCGUCCAGAGGUCGAGUGAGUUCUCCGAUUGGGCCGUACUCUUCGACAUUGUCACCGUCUGGGUCGAGGAGAUUCAAUGGAAGAAGGGGAUCUCCUAGCACAGCCAGUGCGUACACUUCGGCUGCGUCGGGAAGCAGCAGAGGCAGGCCACAGACCAGGAUAUCUCCGUCGUCGGUAUUCCAAGGAAACAGGCGGGGACCUACGUCGAUCAGAGGUUCCUCGGCCAGAGCUGCGACACGCGGAUCGAGCUCCGCUUAUCCUGGAGCCUCUACCAGGUUCAGAUCACCCAUUCGACCAUCCUCGACGUUAUCGAGAGGUCAGGCAACCGUCAGACACGAGGAUCAGGAGAACGACGCCAACGAAUUCACUACUACCACCUUGGUGACAGAGGAGACUCCGUAUACAGAGGAUUUCGACGGUGGCGAGACCGUAACGGUGCCGCUGCAGACGACCACGGAGUCCUCGAGAAGGUCCACGAAUCCUCUGCUGAGAUUCCGCAGACCGAUUAGUUUGAACAACUCAGGGAGAACAGGUACCACUACCAAACCAUCGACGACACCUCGGAGGAACGGAAAUUUGAAUAGACCCACUCCACCCUCUAUCCCGAAGGUGACGAACAGCAGAUCCAGCGGUAGAACUGUACCGAUAUCAACGAAACCACGACAGGGUAGCACAGGGAUAUUUCCGCCUAGAGGAUUAUUUGGAAAGAAACAAGAGCUACCCACCGAUGAGCAAGUAGAACCGACCGAGGAAUUGGACGGCGAGGGGGAGGAAAACUUCGAGGACGAGCCCGUGGAAGAGAUCACCGACAACGACUACGAGGGAUCGGAACACGAGGACAGAACCACGAAUCGACGUUCCGGUAAAUCUAUCAGUACUGGCGUGCAAAUCAGACCGUUCACAAGGGGCAGACGAGUACGUCGGCAGGCUAGUCAGCUGAGGACGUAUUCGAGUCGCUUCCGCCGACCGGGCGCGAAAGCCGAGGAGAAGACGGACGCGAGCGAGACCGCUGCCAGCAAAGACGAGAGCGGAAAGUCUGCGCCUAAGCCGAUAGCUCGGUAUAACAAUCGCGGCAGGUCGUUGACGACGUCACGGCCGCCGCCAAAGACAGCGAACAAUCCGGAGAAAACGUCGGCGGAGACGACGGAGUUAACUCAGAGCAAGGUGCGGCCACGAGCAAAGACGACCGGCGAGAGGAGCACCGCUUCUUCUAGAAUAAAACCAACCCCGACAUCCGGUAACGGUAGGCAAUUCACACUGAGGGAGAAAGAGGGGACCGGUGCGAGCCGAUCGAACUAUAAAAGACCUAACUCUUCAGGAAGCUCCUCCCGAAGCAACGGCAGAACGUCGAGCAGCUCGGACAGAGUGAGACCUCCGAGGUUGAGGAACGCAUCGAACAAGUCCUCCGAAUCGUCGUCGUCCGGUUCGAGGCGAGUCCCGCCGUCUCGCGCUUCGUCAAGGUCGCCGGGUAGGAACGGUAGUAGGAGAUCGUCGUCGCGCCGGGGAUCCCUCGAGGAUAUUAGGGAGUCGCCCACCAUUUAUCCCGACUAUGACGGAACGAUUACGGUGACCCAUUACGUCCCAACCGAGGUGACGAUCCCUGUGGUAAAUAACGGAGUCACGGAGCAGCGUAGCAUCGUAACGGCCCAGCCCAGCACCGAGGUUCUCGGACCCUCUCAGUAUAGCACGGUGACAGGUGGGGACGGCAGGCCGCUGGUGGUAAUCGUUAGCGAGGUCACCGGUACUAACCUUCAAGGUCAGACCGAGGUCACCCGAUUUCUGCUCCACGAGACGUCCACCACUCGGGUUUCCCACACGCUGACCACUCUAGGCGGCCGCAGAGCCUCGCAGUCGGUAAUCGUCCCCACGACCGUGUAUUCCGUAGAGAACGUAGUGUCCACCGUACAGCCGUCCUUGCAAGGGAACGCGCCUCUCGCGAACAUCCUGCUAUCGCAGCUGCUUCUCGGUCAGUUAGGUCAGGCUAAUCCCCUGCUGCAACCCCAGGGUACGCCGUCGACGCAGUAUAACACGCGCACCACCUCGUACGUCACGACGAUCACGAAACAGCAGAGCACCGUGAUCCCGCUAACGUUCCGCGGUAAGGAGAUCCUGACGACCUUGGUAGACACCUCGACCGACGUCGUCACCGCGACAGAGUUCAUCACGGACACGGUGGUCGUCACGCCCACGGCGGCCCUGCCCGCUGCCAACCUGAACUCUCUGUUGCUGUUGCUCCAGCAACCCCAGCAACCGGUCAAGAACUCGAACCCUCUGCUGGACCCCGUGUUCGCCGCGCCCCCGUUCACCCAGAGCAACACUUUGCCCGGUGAAGUCGAGAGGCGACACCAGCCAGCCGACUCCGAUUACAAGCAAGACAGCUACGAGUACUCCGAAGACGACGACGAGGUGCAGGAGUACCAGAAGUCGUCGAGGCCGCGCAACGGCCGCGGCAAGUCGAACGACAAGAAGGAGGAUCAUCGUUCUAGCCAGGCGAAGGAGGAGUCCAGCGUGGUCACGCUCUACGUUUCCGGCCGGAGGCCCGGGGAGUUCAGCACUGUUCUCAGCACCGUGAAGGUCGGCGACAUGGUUAACUCCUCCAGGAGGCGAAGGGACGCCGAACACACGGUCGAGGUCCGUCCUUCAAUCCCGGCGUCUCUGCACGCGGGAUCGGAGGAGAUCACAACCCUGGCGGGAAGCGAGGAAUCACUGGACGUUCACACGCCGACACAGAGUCUCGAGAGUGUAGUGGGUGACUGGUCCGACGAGGUUGCCCCGAGAGCUGCGGGCCCGACCGAGGAUAACGACGACUACCUCGAAGAGGCGCCGAGGAAACGGGUCAGAAUUCGCGUGCCCGUCGUCAGGAAGCACGGUAGGCAGCACAAGCUGACCGUCGUCAGACGUAGACCCCUAAGCCCGAGGACCCAGGAUCCUCCGUUGGCUACCGCGAGUCACACGCCUAGAAGGAUCGUGGUCACUAGGGUGAGGACACUCGGUCUGGCUAACUCGAUACACACGGACGAACCGGAGAGCUUCAGGCCCGAACCCGGACGACACAAGGUGACCAUCACUAGACGUCGCAAGAUCGAGCCGACGUCCGUUCUACCGACCACCACUGCCGAUAAGAGACCCAGGAUAACCAAGAAGAGACUGAUCGGUGUUAGACCGGUGCAACCGACGCCGAGCUUUGCCAUCAUCACCACUGGAUUCUUCACUGCUCCGACUUCCGAGUACGAGGAUUACUCGGAAGAGAUUGAGGACGAGACAGAGGAGCCUAAACUAGAAGUCAGCACCACUUUUACGCCUGAACUGCAGGAACCUCCUAACGUUAUCGACAACAAGCCUGACGCGGAGACAUCCGCUGGCGCUGAGGAAACUGUGUCGAGAGUGCUGGAAGAGUCCAGUGUGAACGACCCUGUUAUCAUCACUGACAAUUUCUUCUUCCCACCGGGCGAAGACGAGUACAUGUACGAAGACGAGUAUCAAGUGAUUACGACAACCGAAAGCGGGGACGAACCGUCGAGCGAAGAUAUUUCAACGACGGUCGAAUCGCCGAUCAACGACGAAAACGUUGUGUCCAGCAACGAUGAUGUUACAGCUUCCGAGACACCUGCAAAGGAGAUAGUCACAACUGUGGAACCUAAAGAGGACUCGGAGGAAACAGCAACUGAAAUGGUCUCCAAAGAAGACGAGACACCCGAAGAGGUCUCGACAACCGCGAAACCGAUUGAAGAACCAAGCACGCUGCCGGAGGAAGAAACCGUGACUACGCCAUCGGAUAAUAUCGAACCGACAUUGCAAGAGGACGAUUCUUUCACCAUUGAUCGUCCCGAUAUUAAAGAAGAAGGGAAAGAACAAACAACCGAAAAGGUGAUGGAAACUACAGAGUUUAUAAACGAAACUACAGUUAUAAGCGUUCCCGAAGAUCAGCCCGAAACGAGCACGCACGCCGAAGAGGAUAUCGAAACAGUCACCGAUGUACCCGAAAGUACCGAGCAGCCUGUGUUAUCCGCGGAGCCAAUUGAAUCGCAAACUGAAUCGGAGCCGAAAGAUUAUUCUUCGGAAGAAGGCUCCGAGCACAAUGUCGCUCCUGCGCAAUCCACAGAGAGCUUGCUGAAAGAAGACGUAGAAUCCCGCGAUGCUUCGAUAGAACCAACCGUUCAGCCAGAACCAAAGAAAACUGCGCUAGAUGAGGAAGGAAAAGGUGUUCAGAAACCGAUCGCAGAGACGACAACGAAGUCUCCGAGUAAAGAAGAAGCGCCGACAGUGCAACCGAUUCCGCCGGUCACUGAACCCGCGCCGCCGUCACCGGUUGCUUCAAUGGACACGACGUCGUCGUCAUCGGUUACUUCAUUGGACACGUCGUCGUCGUCACCGAUUACUUCAUUGGACACGACGUCGUCGUCAUCGGUUACUUCAUUGGACACGUCGUCGUCGUCACCGAUUACUUCAUUGGACACGACGUCGUCGUCAUCGGUUACUUCAUUGGACACGUCGUCGUCGUCACCGAUUACUUCAUUGGACACGACGUCGUCGUCAUCGGUUACUUCAUUGGACACGUCGUCGUCGUCACCGAUUACUUCAUUGGACACGACGUCGUCGUCAUCGGUUACUUCAUUGGACACGUCGUCGUCGUCACCGAUUACUUCAUUGGACACGACGUCGUCGUCAUCGGUUACUUCAUUGGACACGUCGUCGUCGUCACCGAUUACUUCAUUGGACACGACGUCGUCGUCAUCGGUUACUUCAUUGGACACGUCGUCGUUAUCGGUUACUUCAUUGGACACGUCGUCGUCGUCGGCUACUCCGUUGGACACGUCGUCUUCGACCGAUAUUGCUCCCAGUUUCGCCAGUGUCUUGCCCCUCGAGACGUACCAGUCACCGUCUCCUAACACCCCGAGCCCUAGAUACCUAGACGAUUCCGAAAUACCGAGCGUGAUCCCUCUGGGAGACGAUUACACUCCCUCGUCGGACGCGGAGAUGACCUCGGAGAGCUUCGAGGCCACCCCGAGUCUCGAUGUAACCGAGGUGACGACCUCCAUCUCGUCACCGACUCCCGAGGACAUCGAGGCGGGAUUGGCCGACGACCUGUACCUGUCCCUGUCGAGACCGGACUUCCCCCAGAUCUUACCCUCGAAACCGACCACCGUCGACCAUCACCAGACGAAACCCCCACCCGACCUUGAACCGAGCACGAGCGUUUUCUAUACGGAGACUGUAGUGACAUCGACCAGAUUAAGAACGUACACGUACGUGGUGACGCAACAGAACGGACUGGAGACAAAAGUAACGUCCUCGACGACCGUCAGACCGAGAGUGACGACCCUUACGUUGACGGUGCCCGUCACGGUGACUGUCACUCCUACUGUGGAGUCGUCAGCAAACGCUGUGUCGUCUGUGUAUAGUCCAGUGCCUGCUGCUGGAGAGCACGAAGUGAAAGAUGAAGAAGAAGGUCGAAGGUUCAAUCUGGCCACUCGUGUAAUGUCGAAUGGCGUCGAGGUGAUCGUGGCGGGUCCAACACCGGCGUUGCGAUGGGAGAAUUCUAUGCCGCAGCCCACGCUGACAUUGUCUGACGCGGUCGUCAUGAUGCUUCCUCAAGAUAAGCCGAAUGAAUUUGUCACGAAGACGUGUACUACAACAUUCACAUACCUCACUACGAUCACCAAGGACGGUACAACUACCGUUUCGACGGAACAACAGGUCGUAGCGAAUACUGCUACAGAGGAACGCCACAGGAAGCCCGGAUCGGAAACAGCUGCAGUGACCUUAGAAGCAUCGCCGACCUUGAGGACUGAAAUCUUCAAAACAACGUACACAUACCUAACUCUGAACACCGAUCACCCGAACGUAAACGAUGCGUUAGAGAGCAGCUCUAAAGUGAUCACGAACACAGUGACCGCUCCGCAGCAUUAUUUAGACAUGAUUUUGGAGCCGUCGGAAGCACCUAGACCGGAAACGAACACGUACCUCAGUACGAGAGUGCUGGAAAAAACCUUUAUGGAGGACGAACGGACGAGAAUCGAAACCACUAGUGAUACUGUUACACAGCUUAUAAUAACGGAAUCCGCACCGCCGCCGCGUCCGACAAGCGUUACCACCACUCUGACAGCAUUGGAUCACACCGAGGAGAGCAUGACUGAUGUAAUGAAGACUUAUUAUAUUACCUAUACGUAUUACAAUACGUUCCUGGAGAAAGGUAGCACAGUGGUGCGCACAAACGUGGCGACGUCCACCGACGUUGUCCUGGAGAAAGUACCCGUUAAGAAGACCACGAAGACAGCAUUGGUGAACCCGACCCCUGAACCCAUUCAAAUCUUCGCGACAAAGACGUAUCUGACGACCUUUACAUACUUUACAACAUUGCUGCAGGCUGGAGCAGAUGGAGAAACAUCCACCACAGUGUCGUCACGAUCUCAUAUCGUGGAGAACGUCGUCACGGAAUCGAUAGCGCCUAGUUUACUGGAUGCAGGAUACAUGAAUGCUUUGCUGACAACAGCACAUCACUCUGACCCAGUAAAGAACGUGGUAACCGGAUCAACGAUCAUCUUUUUCGACGAGGAGGAUCAGAUCGAUCCCACUACCACAAACUUCCCAGAAUCUACCGCCACGGUUGACAAUCAGAAAGACGAAACUUUUGCCGCGAGUUUGUUAGCAACAGAAUCGUCUCCUGUCGCAAGCGAAUCGAACCUGAAGCCCGUCGUACAGAACAAUCAGGAAAACAACGUAACUACGCCAGCUUCCGGUGAAAACGGUCCGAACAAAAGACCAGCUAACCAGAACGCAAGCGAUCUUCAAGUGAGCAAUCUCCUGAGUCUGGGAUCACUGGGGAUCAACGCGUUGGGUCCAGUUAUUACGGCGAUGGCCGGUUUGUUGCAAGGAAAAUCCACGAUGACACGCAGAAAUGAUACGGUGCCACAAGCAGAAUCUCUGGAAGUUACCACCCAAAGAUCACCGAUCUACAUACCAGUCGCCGAGUUUGCUGACGGGGACAUAGAAACCGCUGAAAGUCAAAAUAUAGGUACUCAUCUCGCCAACCUGAAUCAUAACUACAUAGCAGAAACGCGGCACAAAGUAGCAUCCAGUCUGGCGGAUGGAAUCCCGAUUUCGCCAGGUGAAGUGAUCACCGCGAACAGUGACGUUAUCAUCGGCAAGCCAGGUAAAAUGGCGCCCAGGCCUCCGCAAACGUACUUAGGUGACGAAGGACACAUUGGCAUGAAACCACCUCCGUUACCAGUUCCUAAUAUUCCGGUGCACCCAGUUCUCGAGGUUGUGGAGAAUGAUCGAGACGAUUCGCAGUCGCAAGAAACGAUUCAGUUCCACAAAGGACCUCAGAUACAGAUAUACCCAGCGCACCAGGUUUAUGAAGAACACCUGAAGAUCCCGGUUUCAAUACCUGUAGAAACGAAUCCGGUGUUGAUACCUAAACAACCUCAGAAAUUGCAUCCUGUUCAGUCAUCGCCGCCGAAGAGACUGGGAUCGAAGCAGGAUGCCCUGGAAAAUGAUCCUCUGUUGAAGCCGCCCGACAGGCCAAACGUGGAACAGUACGCUAAUCCUAAUUCGAACUUGAAGGAGCCGGAAUGGAGUCCUGAGAAAUCGAGAAGACCUUGGAGCGCCAAGGAUCCUGCGAAGUUUGGGGUGCCUCAUCCACAAUUUGAUCAGAAAAUGGACUCCGCGAAGCCACUGUUAGAGAAACCAUGGCCAACGGUUUCAACUGAAGAGCAGAAGCGACCGUUAUGGGCCCAGCAGGAUCCUUUGAUUCCAGGAUCUUCUAUUGUCAUCCAAAGUUCGGAAUCUAAACCCACGAUAUCAGAGCCUAUUGUCCAUCAAGUGCCUCAUGUCAUCGACAGAUCCACAGGCCAGCCACUGUUAGUCAACAUUCAACCCAGUCAGGUUGCCAAUGUCGUGAUUCCUCAAGGUGGCACUCAAGCUCUUAUAUUCGGCGAUACGAGUGAACCCCACAUAAGCGGACAAUAUUUCGAUGAUCCUUCGCCUUAUCCGGAAUCUGACAUUGGUUUGGGAUUCAUGGGGAUGCAAAGGGUAGAAGAUCUGCAACAGUACCCCAAUGGAAAAGAUCCUGCAGACUAUAUGGUACCACCGUCUCCACCAUUGAACUUCAGAACCCAGGAGAAACCAGGUUCUCCGAAUCGACCAGCCUCCAUUCCUCUAUCACAGGACCGUUUCAAAUACGAAAGGCCGCAAGACAAAUUAGAAACCCCAGUCCUAAGACCCUCGAAGCUGCCAACGGACGUGCGCUUGAUUAGACACUCCAACACUUCAAAUGUUCUGGGUGGGCAAGGUCACAUUCACACAGAGAUCUUGAUGCAUCACCGACCAGAAACGGUGAACGUUCGUCCUCAAGGAGGACUGUACGCUCCGAGUCACGCGCAUGCCCCACCUCGGGGACAAUUCCCGAAGGUUCAGAAACCUGGCGAGUCCGGAAACCCACCUAGAAGAAUAGAAGUGUCGACACCAUCGGACAACUCCCAUCGGUACAUUUUGCUAUCCAAGCCAGACUCGGGGAACGAAAUUCUGUUGAACUCAAAUUGGAAAGAUAAGAAGCCUACGCGGAUUCUAGUGAACAAUAGACCGAGGCCGCGUCCGCCAUUAUGGUCCACGACGAACCGUCCUCUAGACAGGCCGAUCUACGUGGAGAGGCCGAAUAUCAGGAAGCCUAUUUUCAGUGGACCCCAGAGACCUCCGCCGAAGACACAGAAUCAGGGCACGUAUGUACUUCCGCAUCGUCCAAUCAUCAAUUUGCAAAUUCAUCAUGAACCUCCGAGGAUAUCAACUGCCAGGCCAAGCGAUGACGAUGAGGGCGCUACUGAUAGGCAGCCUUCGUUUAGACCUCUUCAGAUCGAUCUCCAAGACAGACCACCGCAUUUCUAUCAAGAGAACAAAAGGCCAUCCACUACUCCAUUGAAACCACAAGCAGAAUACAACGAGGAACACUUGCCCACUGGAGCUAAAGAGUACCACAAUCCUUCGAACCCGAAAGUAAAGCCGGACGACCCUAAGUCAAGUGUGAACGGUCAGAACAUCGAUCAAACGCUCCCUAACUCAGAAAUGCCGUCAGAGUCCUGGCACAAAGAUACUCAAGUGGAUAAGACACUGGACUCCGAGAUUGGAGCGUCCGAAUACGUGAAAUAUCACAACCAGAUAAAAGUGAUUCAAGAACUUGAGAAAUCGAAAGGCGAGGAAGGUGCCAACAUUCCACGCAGUAACGUAACAUUGCACGAGAACUCAGCAUCUGGUAACAUAGUGAUUGGCAAGCCAGUGGGGUUGGAUCAAACUCAAGAGCAAAAAGAGAAACCCAUUUGGUUGAGUCCUGGAGUGCCAUUUGGUCACAAGACCGAGGCUGCUCCUGGCCAGGUGAUAUCCUACGGACCAACAUACUAUAAUACACGACCUAAUGAUAUGGCGAUCGUGCAGGGGAAGCCUUUCGGUGUUUACAACGGUCACAACGAUCCGUCGCAAUAUGGUCCGAAGAGGAAGGAACCCAGGCCUGAUUACGACAUAGUGCAAGGGGUACACACGACUUACUAUGGGAACAGAAAACCAAACGACAAUCUACAUUUGGAGGUGCAGACGUCGACAGCUAGACCCUAUGAUCGUGACGACACGAUAGACCUAAGGCCACCAGCAAUCAUUCCCCAUUUCGGGCCGGAAGUGGACAAACCCAGCAGGUACCCUAGGCCGCCUACUAUAAACAAAGUUGAAACUAGGCCAGCGCUGUAUCUGAGGCCAGAAACCGUGACCCAUCCGUCUGAGAAGAAGCCUGGCCAGGUGAAGCAGCACGUCGAGGUGAAGCCAGAACCUGCGGAAUCGCUUACGAAUAGUACUCUAUCUCACGAAGUUAAAACUAAUAAGAGUCAGUCACAAUUGGGAGGCUUCGUGAACCUGAAUCGGCAGGGUGCUACGAAGGCGCCCGAUCAACGACUGGACGAAUCAAGGCCAAGCGGACAGGAGUCUCACUCGAACAAGAGCGACACCAUCGGAACUACCUUCAGAAACAGUAGCGUGUCUCAGAGACCUGACGUACAUUUCCAAUCUAACCUGGAGAUCGCAAAGCCGACGUUCGAGAAAACUCGUCCUAAGGUGACGUAUCCGGAGUACAGUCCUGGAACCAGGAUUCAUCCGGAGUAUCCCCAUAUCAUUACGAAACCUAGGCCACAGGUUCCAGGGCCAAUAACCAUCACGACAGGUAACAUCAAGCCAGACACCAGGCCAAACAUCAAAUUUUCGCUGCCCGUCGAAGCUAUAGGGCAGGAAGUGGACAGCAAGACGCAAACCGAGCGACCACCGAGCAUGCUGAUCACGGUGACCAAUCCGAACGAGAAGAAGAAGAACGACGAAUCCCUCGAGACUGCUUACCAGACCAACUUCGCGGUGGCGGGCGUGGACAAAGGCGAUUCGAUCGAGCACGAGACCAGGAUCAGACCGGUUGAACCGUCUACUGGGGAUGUGUUAGGUAUCGAAGGAGUGCACGUGCCAUCUAGGGACAUGAUGCCUCCACCUCUGAGACCUCCGGUGCUGAACCAAUCAAAUAAAAAUGAAGAAGAGGAUCUGAAGCCUCCGCCGAUUCCUUCCCACGAUGUUGUUGGACUGUCUCCGCCACCGGUUGACAUCACAACAACUAGCGGCCCCAUGGAAGACCGAUUUCCCUUUGCAAUCGCAAACGACUCUGGUCUGAAGCCUCCACCUAAGUAUAUCCCCUUGAAGGAAGCGUCUGUUGCUCCUCUGCCAAGCGUCAGCAUGAUUCCACCUAGCCCUAGACCCUCCGUUGCUAGGCCUUUCAUUGUGGAACUGCUUUCUCAGGACAUGGUACCACCACCACCAGCGACGCAAACUACCAGACCUCUCGAAAUAGCAACAAUUAGGCCAGCAGUCGCAGUGUCUGGUUCGAUACAAAUCGCUACUGCCGUUGCAACCUCCCACAUACCAGUCAUCCACGAUAUCGAGUCGAAAAUACCAAUCAUACAUGGAACUGUUGAUCUUCCAGUGGUCGUUGACGUUCCUGAGAUUCUCAGGCCGGCUGAGACCAGGAUGACAGAGCAUGUUAGCAUCUACACUGUUCGGCCGUUUGACACCAAGCCUGUGUCCAGAAUAUCUAUACAACCAACGCCGAUGGUGUCGACGAACCAAGUGAUUCCAACAAAGCUAAAACCUCUGCAAGUGGACCACAUUCAACCAAGCAGAUCGUCGUCUAGCAGUCGAGACGUCGAGCCGACCAAGUCGUACACGUUCGAUAUACCCCGAAAUCCUGUGAAGCGACCCGAGCACCCGGUAUUUUUGGAAUCCAGUCACGAGAAUGUUUUGCCAUCGAGCAGAGUGGAACCGACCGAAUCUUUGACUCCUUCGACCACCGCGAGUCAAAAGAAGGAUGAACGAUCGACGAUGAAGAAGGACGAGAGCACGAAGGUGGCUACUCCGCAAGCAACGGAAGUCAAACGAAAGAACGAGACGACCAUCAAUGAAUUACCUAGUGUGGUGACCAGGGUUGACAGUUCGAUAACGAAGGUAACAAGCAUGUUGCCGGACAAACAUCAAGGAAAGAUCGUGCCGGUGAUUAAAAUGACGAAGGACAUUGCAACCAGUUCGACGCGCAAAGCUGUUAACGGUACCACUACGACCAUGCAGAUGAAGCCGAAAGAGGUGACGAGGUUCCAAACGUCGACGGUGACAAGAAUCGAAACCUCGGUUCUGGGUUCUCCGCCGACAACCAGAACUCUGCUUAUCACGCAUACACUGACAUCGACCACAGUCGAAACAGUGACCGAGACCUUGCUACGUCCGACGAGUGUGAUAUCGACGAUAACGUCGACGAUUCUGCAGUCGAUCGUGACCAGAAUACCGUCGACAUAUGAGAACGUGGUAGACAACGAUUCCAUCUUCGUAGUGAUGAGCGACCAGAAGCCACCAGCGCCUGGGGCAGAAGAGGUCGAGGCUGAGUACGGUGACAUUUCGAGGGACGAACAAGACCCGACCGGGAACGAGAUUCACCAAGUCCUGGCUGGCGGUGUUCUUGGAGCACCUGUGGUGUCUUUCCAACCUGUUACUAAUCAGUGCACACCCGAGUGUAGGGCUUCCAGAGCUGAGAUUUGUGCAGAAGUUGAGGGCGAGAUGAGAUGUAUCUGUCGACCUGGAUUCGCCAGAAUGUUCCCUGAUCGGCCCUGCAAACCAACCUACACCUACACCCUACGAGUUGGCCUAGACCGCAUCGGGCACGAAACGGUGAAUUAUGAAUUCAAGAUGAACGACACGACAUCACCAACUUACAAAAGACUGCUAGGUCCGACUAAGGAUGCAUUAGAUAGGACUCUGAUGCAGAGCGAUCUGAGAGAUAUUUACAGGGGCUUGAAGAUAGCCGGUUUCACGCCUGAUCCAACGAAAGUUGAAUUCCACGUUCAGCUUAGCGACAACGCCAAUGAGACAAGAUUAAAAGAAGUUCUUCAGAAAUAUUUGAUCGGAAGCAAUUACAGCUUGGGAGGCACCGAGGUCUAUGCGUCGAAGAAUCUCGAGAUGAUUGAUGCAAUCGAUUUCGACGAAUGCAUAACAGAGGAAGGAGGUCCUCACCAUGACUGUUCACCAAACGCGGCUUGCUUCAACUUACGAGGUUCCUAUCAAUGUUCCUGCAGGGAGGGCUGGGCUGAUCUGUCUGAAAAUCCAGCCUAUCCUGGACGUUUGUGCUCUCAGGCCCCAUUAGGCUGCCCUAGCUGUAAUAAUAAGGGACACUGUGUCACGAACACUAAUGGACAAGAAGUCUGCGAGUGCUUCCCAUGGCACAGUGGUCAACGCUGCCAAGUAAAUCUCAAAGUGCUACUGAUAGCUCUGGUUACGACCGGGGCGAUAUUGCUGGGUCUUCUGGCGGUGUGCGUGGGUAUGGCGUGUUUCCGUCACCCCAGCCGAAAACGGCAGGCCGGCGACAGAAGAGCUAUGAUUCCUGGAACAGGCGGUGACACCAGCAGCGAAGGCAGUGCCACGGAUCUGGCGAUUCCCCAUCAUGUGCCGCACGUUCUGCCGCCUCCGCCGCAGAUGAUAGCACCCUUGCCGCCGACCAAGCGACCGGCUCGCAAGAUCACCGGAAAACCUCGGCAGCCGCCGAGAAAAGCCACUAUGGUUUCUGCUUCAGUGCCAGUAAACGACGAACAACGAGAUCGUUCACUCACUGUGAUGAUUCCCCGUGCUAAAUACAGAUCAGCGCCCCAAUCUCCACAAAAUUACAAGUCCGGAAUGAGCACGUUCUCAACAGAGGAGCACAAACUGCUCAGUUACCUCGACAACGGCACGCACAAUACCGGAAACAGAAAACAAAGUAUAACCAGCAUGAAAGACUGCAAGGAGGCCGAUGUGCAGGUCAUCAGAACUCCGGCAACACCAACUGGCGCCCUCGUCAGCGCUGGUUUCCAGGUCUCUGCAACGGUGACUCGAAUAAUGGACGCUGACUCGACGUUAGCUCGAUCAUGCGGCGAGACCACAGUGGAAACGGCGACCAAGGUUCUACGAACGACUGAUCCAGGUGAUCUCGGAUCGACUCUGCCUCGCUCCUGCGGAGAGACAACCAUCCAGGCGCCCACGAAGUUGCUGAGACUCGAUUUAGGGGAGGCCGGUUCUACUCUGGCUAGGUCUUGCGGAGAGACAACGAUCCAACCGCCGACCAAAGUCGCUGACGCUCGGAGGAGCAGUAUCAAGGAUAACAGAGACAACAGAGACACCCGGGACAGUGCCAGUGAGGGGCACACAAUGGCUGAGAGGGAUCUGGGAAGCACGCUGAGACUUCCGGCGCAGCAUCCGCCUCUUUAUAACCCGGAUAGGGCCAGCGAUCGGGAAUCAAACUUUGACUCCCUCUAGGCAUCAAGGAUUCUUGAGAAAUAGAGUAUUCGGUCGACGGAUACUAGCCGUGGACGAAACCGCUGGACGGUAAUCUCCAUAGGUUCGCGAAACCGUUCAAUGAAAAUUCGUCGCUGCCAAACGGACGUAGAGAAUAUCGGAAAUCGAGUCGCCUGACGGAGGAAAUUGUGAAAAUCCACUUAUCUUGAACGCUGUUGGUCGAUAAAACGGGAUCAAAAAAGGGGGGAGGGAGUAAACGGCAAAACGUUCAAAAAUAUUUUCAGUAAGAAGCUUUUCAUUUCGUUCGCUUUUAUUAAAUUUAAAGAAUAUUUAUUGAAAGAGAAGUUUCGUACGAAAAUGUUCUCGAUAAAUCGACAGUUUUCAGGAUAAUCGAGGGAUCUGGAAAAUCAUUUGAAAAACGAAACAAAAAGUUGUGAGAAGCGCUUUCCAUUAUUUAUUUAAGCAUUAUUCGUUCAUCGACAUUUAUUAUAGGAAGAGGGCGCACUUUCUUUACCGUCGACGGGAUUAUUAGUCGAGUUCGAUUAAACGUGAAGAAGCUCAAACUCAAAGAGACGCGCGCGUUAUUUACCCCCGUGCCAAAAUACAACCAAUGAAAGGAAAGCUCUCGCCUUUCCGAAUAUCGUUAUCACGUUUCAUUUGUCGGUAUCGGAACACUCGCAACGUUGGUCGAACAUUUUCCAUUACCACGGAAGUACAUGGAACAAUUAGAACUCACCGGUCCUAGUAAUGCAAACCUAGGGAAAAUGUUCUCUAACAUUGGAGGGCCAUUGAUAGACUGUGGAUUUUGUUUAUUUAUGACAGACACGAGUACAUCAAAUGCAACACACGGUAGAAACACUUACAGAAUUAAAAAUACUGUUGCGUUAGUUUUCACUCAAUGAAAGAAUUAAAGAAAUCAUGGAAUGUUUACGUCACUUCUGUAUCUUGCAAUUAAUGUAGAGAAUUUUUAUUUUGCGUCCAGUCAUUAACUACACGCUUUUAAAAGUGUAGGUGAGAAAAAAUUCCUACUUUAAAAAUACUUUUUUUUUUAUUCUGAACAAAUAUCAUAUUCUCACAAUAUUAUUUCUUGUUAACGAAAAUCUGCAGCAAGUAUUCUUAAAUGAUGCGAACACGAAAUAAUCAAUAUUCCUUAGUUGUACAAGUUAUAAAUAUUAUGCAAUAUAUAUUAAAAUAAUUUUGCCAAAAUAACGGAGAUAUUAUGUACUAAGAAAUUUUCCUUCGAAACGAGUCAGUAUAAUACAUAGUACUUGAACGUGAUCGAUUAAAGAAACUUAAGCUGAAAUAAUUCUGCAUCAAAUACGUUUUUCAUACACGCAAAACAAUUAGGAUAUAGCUGGCAGAUGUCUAUACAAAAUAAAAAUUUCUUACUUUAAUUGUAACAAACUGUUAAAUAGAGAUGUAUUUUCUUUUCUAAUUAUUUUAAUAGGUUGGAGACAAUAUAACAAUGUUCUUAAAUUCUUUGAAUACCAUUUACUCUUUCGAAUGUUACCUAUUCACAUUUCUCAUAAAAGCAAAGCAAUCAGCAGAUUAUGGACCUCCUUUGCUCGCGUGUGUUGACCCGAAAACGGUCAAAAAGUGCGUAAUCGAAUUUCGAGCAAACGUUUCGAGAUUCCGGCCGACCAUCGAGCGAAUCGAAGCGUGACUGAAAUCCAGUGUCAUAAGUUGUGAACGACGCCGAUCGUCGCGGAUUCGACGGUCGCGCGCGAUCGAUCGCGGAACCGGACAUUAUUAUUAUUGUUGUUGUUGUUUGUUUGUUUAGUCUAUUCUCUGACGGGUCUCGUCAUGUUGCCCGGCUUCGUCGGGAGAAGUUUGUGCGUCGCGACGCGGCGGCGUGGCGCGGCGUGACGAUUCAAUGGAUCGUCGUGCUUCCAUUCGAUCGCGAGUCCUAUGAAAUAUCUAUUUUUAGAUGUAAAUCGGGUUAUGAUGUCGUAGACGCAUCCACCAAAAAUUCUGGUCCAGAAUACCGCAGACUUAUAGAAAAUUCAGCAAAACACGAUUUACGUUUAGAAAUUUACAACAUUCUGUAUCUUGUAAUUUCCUUUCGUGUCAGGAUAUCUAUAACGUUUGUUUAUAUAUAUAUAUAUAUAUUUAUGACAUCGUUAAAUAUCUUAUUAAGGUCUCAUCGGUGAUUUGCACAUAAUCGAAUUUGAAUGUUUAUUUAACGUUUUUAAUCAAGCAAGACCCAGAUGUUUAAUAAUUAUAAUUUGAAAGGAAGUUUUAAUUGACCACGGUUCUUAAGGUUGAAUAAAAUACUUUUCGUGUAUCUGGAAGAUUGAAAUUUUCUUUUCAUCAUUUAGCAAAAUGGACGUGCGGAUAUCGCAGACACUGAAAGGAAACGGCUCAUUCGAUAUUGAACGACAGAAUGUGAUCGAAUGUGUAAUUAUUUAAUCGAGACGAAGUCGCGGCAACGUCGCUGUAUCAGACUCGAGGAAGAGCGAGCAGGACGUGUUGCAUAAAAGCACGCACAAGUGCAUUUAACUCUUUUUGUUAGCUCAAUAGGUAGCGUAAGCGGAUGCAAUACGGAGGACAGGUGUAUUAUUAACGACAUUACUUUUUAUUAUUAUUAAUUCUCGUAAGAUCGCGUUUAACCAAAAGUGAAUAGAAACGAAAACGACGAUGCUCGUACCUUGUAUCACAAUUACUAACUUGUCCUAUCCACGUCCAAAUGAAAUUGUUCUUUCUACACGCAUAUAGAUGUAUGCGCGGAUAUUAAUAUUUAUAUAUGUGCAUGUAUAAAAUACGAUAUCUUAUAUAUGUACGAAUGUAAAAUUAAUAUCUGUGCGUAAUCAUAAAUAUGUAUAUAUAUAUACGAAAUGAAAUAUAUAGAUAUAUAAAUAUAUAUUUAUAUACGAUACACUUAUAAAUAUAUUCUGUUGUACAUAUUGUCUCCUCGAGAACCUCUUCUACUUAAUGCUAUUGUAAUUUUUGUAUACUUAGAGCCUGUAUACUUCAGCGUAAUUUUAAUAAAAAUGAAUAAUAUAAA
This is a messenger RNA of Megalopta genalis, 21981 nucleotides long. Lineage: Eukaryota; Metazoa; Arthropoda; Insecta; Hymenoptera; Halictidae. The record is from RefSeq and is a predicted model, not a curated record.